Molecule: messenger RNA, 980 nt
Organism: Amphimedon queenslandica
Lineage: Eukaryota; Metazoa; Porifera; Demospongiae; Haplosclerida; Niphatidae
Exons: 2
Coding region: 175-852 (225 amino acids)
Biological process (GO): nucleoside metabolic process
Cellular component (GO): cytosol
Molecular function (GO): adenosylhomocysteine nucleosidase activity; methylthioadenosine nucleosidase activity
Source: RefSeq, a predicted model, not a curated record
GACCAAAAGUCAGAUCCACCUCCAGAUGUCAGCGAAUAUUGCCCAGAACUGGAAGACAUUGAGCGAAAAAUUCAGAAGAAAAAAUUUGCAGAGCUUACUGAUAAAGAGAAGGAGAUCAUAAAAGAAGUUCGUUACAUUCUGGUGACUGCUACAACUAUAGAGUACCGUGCUGUGAUGGGUGCAAUCGAAUGUACCUGCAGUGAUGGUAAUUUUAUUAGAGUUAUCACUAAAGAUAAAUCUGCAAAUUUUAUCCUGGCAAAAUACGGGUCGUGUCAUGUUACAAUAACUAGGACAGGCCAAGGCCCAGAUGAGACAGAAGAAAUUCUUGUUUCGGUUCAAAAAGAUGUGGAGGCUAAGUAUGUCAUUGCUAUUGGGAUAUGCUAUGGAGCAAAGGAGAGCAAAACAAAAGAACUUAGCGACAAAACAAAUUUAGGUGACAUUAUUGUUGCCAAAAGUAUUGUCGACACUGCACAUCAGCGUAUUGAAGGAAAAGAUACAGUAGUUUUAACUAACACAUACCCAUGUGGAAAGAAUCUUUUUAAACUGUUCAAACAUGAUGAAGUUUUUCAAAUUAAAGGUAAAGUAGUUAAAGUUCAUCAUCAAGGUUCUCUGGCCUCUGAAUUCACACUGUUUCGUAGCAAAGAAGCAAAAGAAGAGAAGUUGAAAUAUGUCCAAAGAGCACUUGGAGGAGAAAUGGAAGCAAAAGGUAUUUAUAAGGCUGCUGAGAGAGGAGAAUUUGAAUGGAUCGUAAUAAAAGCUAUCGUCGACUGGGGGACAGAAGAAAAAGACAAGAAGUGGCAACCGUUUGGAGCUGUCUCGUGUGCAAGGUUUGUCCUACAGUGCUUGGAUUGAUGGACGAGGAUGCAUAAACCAUUGAAAGAAACUAUAAUUAAUCUAAACUAGGCUGAGUUUCAUAUGAUUAUUAAUCAAUUGUUGUACUUCUUAUAGACUAGUUUUUUACUAUAGAGAUAGACAUUUUU